AUGGCGUUUCUCUUACUGAAAGGCAUUCCGAGUCUUGCCGGUCACAAUCAAGCGCCUCAAGCUGAUCCAGAUGAUUUUGUUGAUAGACUUAACUACCGUUACACCGUUAUUUUACUUAAUGUUUUCUCAGCUAUUGUUACAAAUCGACAAUUUAGUUCCAAGCAAAUUCAAUGUUGGGUACCCGCAAUGUUUACAUCUGGCUACGAAGAUUAUACAAAUCAUAUAUGUUAUAUUACAAACACUUAUUAUGUCAAUCAAACACAAAAAAUCCCAGGUACACGUGCCGAACGACAAAGUCUACAAUUACUUUAUUAUCAAUGGAUACCUUUUAUUCUCUGCUUUCUAAGCAUCCUUUUCUACAUUCCAAAUCUUUUCUGGCAAUCCCUUAUGAGCCGUAGUGGUCUGGAUUUAAAAGAUAUCAUUGAAGCUGGCAAAAGUUACAAAUCAAUUGAUAGAAUGGAUAAAAGACGUAAAAUCAUGAAUUAUAUAAUUGCCUCUAUUGAUGAAUUUAUUGAUGAUCCAAGACGUGGAAGAGAAAAUCGACAUAUCAGUUUAUUGAAACGUAUUCAAGCAAUAUUUUGUUGUAUGUAUGGAAAAUUUCAAGGCAAUUACUUUAUGAUGGUUUAUUUAUUAACAAAAUUUCUUUAUGUUGUUAAUUCUAUUGGUCAAUUAGCAAUAUUAAAUGAAAUGCUUGGAAUAAAAUAUUAUCGUUAUGGUUUAGAAUUGCUACAAAAAUUAAUUUUACUCAUUCAAAAUCAACCGCUUCAGCAUUCAUAUAGACAACAAGGUGGACUUUCAAAAUAUUUUCCUAAAGUAACACUAUGUGAUUUUGAAGUACGUGAACCCAAUCAUUUGUAUAAUUCACAUCGAUAUACAGUUGAAUGUGUAUUACCGAAUAAUCUUCUAUUUGAACAAUUAUUUACAUUUUUAUUUUUUUGGUACACUAUGAUAGUUAUUUUAAAUAUAAUUUCAUUGUUAACAUGGUCUUAUUCAUUUAUUCGACCAGUUCGAAUAAAGUACGUGACGACAAGAUUAAAAUUAAUAUUAAUAAGACAUUUACGAAAAUGCAUAACAAGUACUGACCAAAACAAUCCCGAACAACAACAACAACAACAACAGACUAUAUCUAAUGAUUCCCUAUUAUAUCGUGAUGAUUCUCAUUUGGAUUUUGCUCAUGAUUAUUUAAAAUGCGAUGGUAUAUUUGUACUUCGUUUACUAGAAACAAAUACAUCAGAUUUUGUUGUAACACACGUUAUUGAAGAAUUAUUUUAUUCAUAUGAACGAAAAGCGUCACAACCAGUUGUUCUUGAUGGACUUGCUAAAAUGAUGUCAACACUUGGUCCCGAUCAAGGUUUAUUAAGUUUAGGGAAAUUACUUUUUUUACCCGUUAUGUCUGAUUCGAAAAUGGCUGCUGCAUUUGGUAUGGGAUCAACGACAACAGGAACUAGGACUACGAAUAAGACUAUGGCUACUGCUAAUAGUAAUAUGCUUCUUCCUAGUUUAGUAACAACAACAACAGUUGAUGAAAAUUUACGAAAUGUACCAAAAUUACUUGCACCGCCAACUCCAACUCGUCGACGAGUAAUAACACAUGAAAAACAAUCUCCCACCGGUUCGAUUAUAGAACCUGUCGAAGCUGUUCAACGAACUUCAUUAGUAACAACGAACGAACUAAAACCAAGUGUUGAUGCAGUAACUGAAAUUUUACGUGAACGCCGACAAAAACUUAAACAAAAAAAAUGA
Molecule: messenger RNA, 1743 nt
Organism: Rotaria socialis
Lineage: Eukaryota; Metazoa; Rotifera; Eurotatoria; Philodinida; Philodinidae
Source: the annotation of a GenBank genome assembly